Molecule: messenger RNA, 1114 nt
Organism: Plasmodium malariae
Lineage: Eukaryota; Apicomplexa; Aconoidasida; Haemosporida; Plasmodiidae
Product: PIR protein
Exons: 1
Source: RefSeq, a predicted model, not a curated record
AUGUAUAAUUAUUUAUAUACUUCAUUUUAUUUAUUCAAUUUUCAGGAGGAAAUUUUAAAAAAACUACCUUCAAAUGAGAUAUAUAAAGAAUUUAAAUCUGAAAUAAAUAAAGAAGAUAACAAAAUUAAUUGUGAUAUAUUUAAUUCAGUAAAAGGGGAAUACAAAGAUAAUUAUGUUAAACUUUGUAAAAAUGUUGUAAAAAAUUUUAAAUCAUUAUAUGAAAAGAGCAAAUUAGAAAACUACACUGACAUUUGUGAACAUUAUAAAUACUGGAUAUAUGAAGAAAUAGGGAAAUUGUUUGAAAGUAAACCUCCCAAUGAAGAUGUUAAAACUGUUAUCACGGAAUUUCUAAAUUUACAAUCCUUUCUUACUAGAACUUACGGAAUAUAUAAUUGCAAAUAUCAUUUUGUUGACAAAGACUUAAAUGAAUUGAAUGAAAAAAAAGAAGAGAAAUAUUUGCAUGAUUAUUUUGCAAAUUAUAAAAGAAUUAAAAGUAAAGACAUUUGUAAUAAUAUACAGAUUAUUAAAUACCAAAAAUACAUCAGUUAUAUUAAUAAAAUAUAUGCAAAAAAGAAGGAGAAAUGUUGUAAGUCAGGAAUAUUAGCUUGUCCACAUUAUUUUUUUAACUGUGGUGAUGAAUUUAAUCCAGAGAAAAUAUUAUCUCUAUUAAUAUCUCAAAAUGAUGUUAGCUGUAAUGGACUAGAAGUUUUUACGGAAACUAAAACCGUUGAUAAAAAAUCAGAUUCUGACUAUUUUGGAAAAGGUUUUCUGGACUCAAUUCUUCUUACAGAUUGUCCUAUUAAAGAUAAUAGUCCACGCUUACGGUGUGGUUUCAUUCGAGUAUCCUCUUUGAGAUCUAGAAAUAAAAAUGCAGUUGAACACAAUGGACAACAAUCAAAUUCAUGGAGUUCAUAUUCAGGAACUCGUAUGAGAAAAGCCAAUGCAGAUUUAUCAGAAGUUCUAGGUGAAAAAACUAGUAAGGAAUUUGCUCAUAAGUCAGAAGAAAAAAAUAAAAUGUUAUUAGAUGGAAAUAUAGAUAAUGGAUUUCGGUGGAAUUAUAAAAAGGGAGGAUUACGUUGUUUGCCUAACAUAUCAGAGGAUGAUAAAUACGGAU